AUGGCCUGCGACAGUGUCCUUGCAAAGAUCACUCGCGCCAGCGCGCUGCAUUUCUGCACGCGCUCGUGCGCUUCGUCGGCGCUUAAGAAACUUGUCCUGAACAAGGAAUUCAAGAUUCAUCGCUGGAAACCAACUCUCCAGUCUCACACCAUUGAUCUCAACCAAAACGGGCCCAUAGUACUUGACGCACUCAUCAAAAUUAAGAAUGAAGUUGACCCCAUGCUCACCUUCCGUCGUUCGUGCAGAGAGGGUAUCUGUGGUUCUUACAGAAACCCGAUCAAGAAUUCCAAGAUUUACCCUCUUCCUCAAAUUUACAUCGUGAAGGACCUGGGCGAAUUCUUGCAAACGCAGGAGGCCCGCAAGAGCCUCGAUGGUCUGUAUGGGUGUGUUAUAUGCGCAUGCUGCUCGACAAGUUUCCCGUCGUACUGGUGGAACCAGGAUGGAUACUUGGGUCCUGUAAAGCUGAUACAGGCAUACCGCUGGACCGGUGACUCUCGUGAUUCAUGUGGCUCCCAGAGAACGGAACAACUCCAGAACGAGAUGAGCAUAUGUACCGCAUGUUGCCUCACUCACUUUAUGCGCGCAUGUACCUGCCCCAAGGGUCUUAACCCUGCAGAAACCAUUGCGAAGAUCAAGCUUGAGCUUCCAGCUGACUGA
This is a messenger RNA of Suillus subaureus, 657 nucleotides long. RefSeq lists its product as uncharacterized. Bases 1 to 657 code for a protein of 218 amino acids. The transcript is spliced from 9 exons. NCBI's taxonomy places the organism in Eukaryota, Fungi, Basidiomycota, Agaricomycetes, Boletales, Suillaceae. Gene Ontology annotation, biological process: aerobic respiration; respiratory electron transport chain. The record is from RefSeq and is a predicted model, not a curated record. Gene Ontology annotation, cellular component: mitochondrial membrane. Gene Ontology annotation, molecular function: iron-sulfur cluster binding; electron transfer activity.